AUGAGCAAUACUUCUAAACUUAAGCCUAAUAAUCAUUUGCUAGCAUAUGAGGCAGCAGAAGCAAAAUGUAAAGAAAAGUAUCCUAGAAUUGAAGAAUGCAUGGAUAUAUCAAAUACUUAAGUUGAUAUGAAAUUAUGCAAAUAAAUGUUGGAAAGAUUCUCAGAAUGCUUCAAUGCUCAUAAACCAGUUGCAUAUAUGUAAUUAGGAAAAUAAAGAGAUUGA
Paramecium tetraurelia is the source of this 222-nucleotide messenger RNA. RefSeq lists its product as uncharacterized. NCBI's taxonomy places the organism in Eukaryota, Ciliophora, Oligohymenophorea, Peniculida, Parameciidae. The transcript is spliced from 2 exons. The record is from RefSeq and is a predicted model, not a curated record.